UCACCAAAACAAAGUAUAGUCAUAGACAGACACUAAAACUAUGGCUUCAAGACCUGGAAUCCUCACUGCUUGGCCAUGGAAGCCUCUUGGAAGCUUUAAGUAUGUGAUAUUGGCACCAUGGGCGAUUCAGAGCACAUAUAGUUGGAUGGUGAAGGAGGAAAGUGAAAGGGACUUAGCAAACUUUCUGAUUCUUCCUCUGUUGCUAUGGCGGAUGCUUCACAAUCAGAUUUGGAUCACUCUCUCUCGCUAUCGAACUGCAAAAGGAAACUCCAGGAUUGUUGAUAAAGCCAUUGAGUUCGAUCAAGUUGAUCGCGAAAGAGACUGGGAUGACCAAAUAUUAUUCGGUGGGAUAUUAUUUUAUUUGGCAAACCAAACCAUGAAAGGGGCAUCUCAGAUACCUUUAUGGAGAACAGAUGGUGUGGUGAUCACAAUAUUGUUACAUGCUGGUCCAGUGGAGUUUCUUUAUUAUUGGCUUCACAGAGCUCUUCAUCACCAUUUUCUCUAUUCUCGCUAUCAUUCUCAUCAUCAUUCUUCCAUUGUCACUGAGCCCAUUACUUCCGUGAUCCACCCAUUUGCAGAGCACAUAUCGUAUUUCCUGUUGUUUGCCAUACCGAUGAUGACGGUAGUGGUGACCGGCACGGCAUCGGUGGCGGCGUUGGCCGGUUAUUUGACUUUCAUUGACUUCAUGAACAAUAUGGGUCACUGCAACUUUGAGCUCAUUCCCACCUUCCUCUUUCGCGUCUUUCCUCCUCUCAAAUAUCUCAUGUACACCCCAACGUUUCACUCUUUGCACCACACACAGUUCAGGACAAACUACUCUCUGUUUAUGCCAUUAUAUGAUUACAUAUACGGAACUGUGGACAAAUCAACAGAUGAGUUACAUGAAAGUGCACUUAAAAGGAAAGAAGAAUGCCCAGAUGUUGUGCACCUAACACAUCUCACAACUCCUGAAUCUGUAUAUCAUCUUCGACUUGGAUUUGCAUAUUUGGCCUCACAACCUCACACAUCAAAGUGGUAUCUAAAGUUAAUGUGGCCUCUAACGCUGUGGUCCAUGAUUUUCACUUGGGUCUACGGUCGUACCUUCACAGUGGAGAGAAAUCGUUUUGAUAAACUCAAGCUUCAAACUUGGGUCCUCCCCAAGUACACCAUUCAAUACUUAAUGCAAUGGCAAAAAGUGGCUAUAAACAGAGUGAUAGAGGAGGCAAUAGUGGAAGCAGAUAGGAAAGGAACAAAAGUGAUAAGCUUGGGUUUAAUGAAUCAAGAAGAAGAGCUAAACACCUAUGGAGGACUCUAUCUAAAGAAGCAUCCAAAGCUAAAUGUUAAGGUGGUUGAUGGAAGCAGUCUGGCUGUUGCUGUGCUUCUUCACAAUAUUCCGAAGGCAACAAUUCAAGUCCUACUUAGAGGCAAACUCACCAAAGUUGCUUCUGCCCUUGCCUUUAAUUUGUGCCAAAGGGGUAUUCAGGUAGCUACUGUGCAUGAGGAGGAGCACAUGAAGCUAAAAAACUCAUUCAACAACAAAUGUGGAAGUAAUUUGGUUAUCUCUAAAAGUUAUUCUCAAAAGAUAUGGCUAGUGGGAGAUGGAUUGAGUGAAGAAGAACAACAAAAAGCACCAAAAGGAACAACCUUCAUUCCAUACUCACAACUCCCACCGAUCAAAUAUCGCAAGGAUUGCUCAUACCACUGCACUCCAGCCAUGCUAACUCCUUUGUCCCUUGAGAAUGUUGAUUCUUGUGAGCAGAACUGGUUACCAAGAAGGGUAAUGAGCGCAUGGCGAAUAGCUGGAAUAGUGCAUGCUUUAGAAGGAUGGAGUGAGCAUGAAUGUGGAUAUGCAAUGCUCAAUACUGACAAAGUUUGGAAGGCAGCUCUUCAACAUGGCUUUCAACCUCUCAAUCACCUAUCAAACUAAUCAUAUCAGCUUCAGCAGCUUUAAGGGACAAAUGGGGGAUUUCACUUGACAAGUGGGGCCCACCUCGUAUCUUUUGAUUUCUCAUGUUGGAACAUUCUAACUCUAGAUCUGUUUAUAAGAAACAUAUUAUAGUUAAGCUUGCCAAGUAUGAAGGUAGUAUAGUGUAAUAUGGAUGUGAAACUUGGUAUUAUGGGAUUUCGUUCUCUCUUAAGCAUCAUGUACUCCUCUUGUCUUGGUGUGGUUUGGAUUUAGAUCUAUUUAUAAGAAACAUAUUAUAGUUAAGUUUGCUAAGUAUGAAGGUAGUAUAAUGUAAUAUGAAUUUGAAACUUGGUAUUA
Messenger RNA from Neltuma alba, 2242 nucleotides. RefSeq names its product very-long-chain aldehyde decarbonylase CER1. Lineage: Eukaryota; Viridiplantae; Streptophyta; Magnoliopsida; Fabales; Fabaceae. The transcript is spliced from 9 exons. Bases 41 to 1906 code for a protein of 621 amino acids. The record is from RefSeq and is a predicted model, not a curated record. Gene Ontology annotation, biological process: lipid biosynthetic process. Gene Ontology annotation, molecular function: iron ion binding; oxidoreductase activity.